AUGCAACAGAUGCAGCAAACAAUUGCAGCGCAGCAACUGGCUGCACAGCAGGAACCACCUGUUCUAAUCGGUGAGAGGAACUUACCGCGUAACAUCCCUGCUACGCGCUCUGCUAUCGCUCCACCGCCAUGUCAAAGGGCGAAUUUUGAGAUCAAACCCAGCAUGAUCAAUCUAGUCCAAAGAAAGAUGUUCCAUGGACUGUCAGCUGAGAUACAAUUGGAACACAUCGAAGCUUUCGAAGAGAUUUCCAGUUUCACACGUGCAAACGGCAUCCCACCCGACUUCAUCAAAUGCAUGUUGUUUCCAUUCUCUCUUGCGGACAAGGCUUCACGAUGGCUUAAGUCAUUACCUACAGGUUCCCUAACUACUUGGGAACAAGUUAGAGCAGCUUUCUUGGGUCACUUCUACACGAAAGCCAAAACGGCUGCCCUAAGGAACAAGAUCUCUUCUUUCAAGCAGCUCGCUAACGAACCGUUUAAUGAAGCAUGGGAACGGUUCAAUGAUACCCUCAGAGAGUGUCCUCAUCACGGGUUUGACGAUGACCAUGUCCUAGGAAUCUUCUACGAUGGUGUGGAUUGGGAGUUCCGCAAUGCUCUAAAUGCAGCGAGCAAUGGAGACUUCAUGACCCAAACCACUGAAGGAGCUCACGCGCUAAUAGAGAACAUGGCAUCUAGUUCAUCCAACAAAAAUGAGCAGGCUGACCACUCUAAGAAGGUGAACAGCAUGGACACUAGGAAGAUUGAUGACCUCGCCGCCAAGGUUGACCAGCUGCUCAAGAACAAUCAAAAUCAGAUCUAUGUCAUGGAAGAAGCCACCAAGGAACCAUGUACUACUGAUGCUACAGCAGAGACCGGGACAUCGGAAGAAAAUCAGCAAGAGGUCAGUUACGUUAAUGGUCAGGACAAUCCCAACGACAGAUCUCAGGGAAAUCAGUCCCAGAACCCUGGAUAUCAGAAGCCAUACCCUCAGAAUCAGAAUGGAAAGAUGUUCAUCCUCAGCCAAGCUCAUAACCAGUAUCAGAACAGGCAGAACAAUCCGCAUGCUGCUCCUACAACCGCGAGCGGUCCGCCAAAAGAACUGAAGGGAAUGAUGCAACAACUUUUGCAGGGUCAGCAGAUUCAAGGAAAAGCACUGAACCAGGUUACCAACGAGAUCAACACUCGGAUGGAUAACAUGUUCCCAGAAUUAAAUUCCAAAUAUGAUGCUGCAGCAAGCCACAUAAGGAAGAUGGAUGUUCAGAUCGCUCAAACUGCUGAAACAAUCAAAAGGCAACAGGGAACACUCCUUGGGAAAACAAACAAGAACCCCAAGGACUGUAACGCAGUCGAGUUGAGAAGUGGGAGACAUCUCCCAGAUCCUGUCUCCAAGAAGCUCACUUCUAAAGAGAAGGGAAAACAGAAAGAUGGAGAACAACCUCCACUUGAGGACGUUCUCGACGACGAACAAGACGCGGAACAGCCAACUGUCACAGAACCCGUAGCUCGUACGACGCAAGAUCAGCCUGUUCCUACUCACGUUUACACUCCAAAAUUUCCCUACCCAGUCCCUACUAAGAAAUCACGCAAGGAUUGCGAAGAGUUGAAAUGCAAGAAGAUGCUAGAGGAGUUGACUGUUAAGUUAUCUCUCAUGGACGCAAUUCAGAUGAUUCCUUCAAUGCGCAGUCUUGUGAAGGGGCUGAUCUCUGGGAAGAUCUCUGCAGACAGCAAUAUCAUGAUGGUCUCAAAAAAAAUGCAGCACAGUUCCAGUGUGAAUCUCAUGCCCUACUUAGUUGCAAAACGUUUGGGACUAACCAAUUUUAAGCCAACCAGGAUUUCAUUGGUGUUCGCAGACAGAUCAGUCAAGUUGCCAGUAGGUAUUCUCGAAGACCUGCAAGUUCAAAUUGGCAACACCACUGUUCCAGCGGAUUUCGUGGUUCUGGAGCUCGAAGAUGAACCAAAAGACCCUCUCAUUCUAGGCCGACCUUUCUUAUGCACAGCUGGUGCAAUAGUUGAUGUGCACAAUGGGAGAAUCGAUCUCCAACUAGGAGAUAUUGUGAUGAAGUUUGAGAUGGACGAGCUGCUCAAACGACCUAUGCUAGAUGGUCAGAACUUCACGGUUGACGAUGAGAACACCGCCUUGACCCCUCAAGAAGGGAUGAUUGAAGAAAUCCUAGCAGAUGAUCCUUUAGAAGUAGCUCUGAUCCGAGCCGAGUCUGAGCAGAACACGUGCAACGUUUAUGCUGAUGAGUACGAGAAGAUGCUAGAUUCGAGUAAAAGCAUAGAAAAGAUGGCCGCUUUCCUAAGUCUGGGGGAGAAGAGCAACCAGGUUCUACCAGAGGGAGCAACUGCUCCUAAACAAGGGAAGAAACUGGCCAGCCUGCUCGAUGAUUCAUGA
Molecule: messenger RNA, 2373 nt
Organism: Brassica oleracea var. oleracea
Lineage: Eukaryota; Viridiplantae; Streptophyta; Magnoliopsida; Brassicales; Brassicaceae
Exons: 3
Coding region: 1-2373 (790 amino acids)
Source: RefSeq, a predicted model, not a curated record